This is a messenger RNA of Chenopodium quinoa (quinoa), 684 nucleotides long. RefSeq names its product ubiquitin-fold modifier 1. Gene Ontology annotation, cellular component: nucleus; cytoplasm. The transcript is spliced from 4 exons. Gene Ontology annotation, biological process: protein K69-linked ufmylation. The record is from RefSeq and is a predicted model, not a curated record. Bases 124 to 420 code for a protein of 98 amino acids. Lineage: Eukaryota; Viridiplantae; Streptophyta; Magnoliopsida; Caryophyllales; Amaranthaceae.
AACGUGGCGCAAGUGCAGGAUAAUGGGCUAAUAGAAAUUGGAAAAGUGAGCUUAAUUGAAACGCAGAGAAUAAAUCGAUUGAAUUGAUCGGGUAAGGAAGAAGGUCCGAAUUCAGCGAAAACAAUGGCGAGUGGAGCAGAAGGAGGAGGAGGGGGCAAGGUGUCCUUCAAGAUAACACUGACUUCCGAUCCAAAGCUUCCUUUCAAAGUGUUUAGCGUGCCGGAAGCAGCCCCUUUCACCGCCGUCCUCAAAUUCGCCGCCGAGGAGUUUAAGGUCCCUCCUCAGACCAGCGCUAUCAUCACCAAUGAUGGUGUUGGUAUCAAUCCUCAGCAAAGUGCAGGUAAUGUCUUCCUCAAGCAUGGAUCUGAAUUGCGGCUGAUUCCUCGUGAUAGAGUUGGUACUUUGCAGACCUCCUUUUAGACGAUCUUGUCAUAAUAAUGUACAGCUCAGUUAUGCUGUCAGUGUAUCUAUUGGUUCCCAUCUUUGAUGUAAGAAAUUCAUCACUUGACUAGAAUAAUGUCUUAGUUGCAAAUGGGAAAAAUGGAAGGUUUUGGAGUUUGGAUGAAGUUUGAUUUGUAUUUGUGGUUAUUCGUUACUGCUUUAUGAAUUGCUCCAUCGAAUUUGAGGUCUUUUGGUGAGAUACUUAUAAAGAAUAAAAUGACUGGCGGAAGGCCUAUUCAGAGA